UCUGCAUGUUUUGCGUUCAAUUCAAACAGAAUAAAUCUUGCACAACUAUUUUGCAAGUUUUGAAUUUUAUAUCAAUGUUGUUCUAAAACUGAAUAAAAGUGCACACACUGAUCUAAAAAUUCAUGAGGCAGCAAAAACAAUGCAGGAUCUGCAGAAAUAUAUUUUUUACAGCAACGUUAUCAAUUCGGCUUAGCCUUUUUUGCCUUGCGGAGAGCAUCAAUCAUUUCACUAAUUUUCCUUCCACAAGAGAUUUAUAGCAAUUUUGACGUAUAUUGUGUCCGGUACAAUUAUGACAGCCGUUUGGAAAGUUUUUGAUAAAUUGCACAAUUCAAUAGUUACUCCCGUUUUACAUGACGAUGUAAAAUUUUUUGUAGAGCUCCUAGUGAAACAUUAACAAGUUGGUAAUUUACUGCACAAUUGUUUUAGAUGUACUUAAAGUUGUUCUACAGUGAUUUUUUGGUAGUAUUGUGAAACAUAACAGUGAUAAGUUGCAAAAAAAAUUUAAAUAUAUAUUUCUAAACAUAUCUAACAUAAAUAACAUUUCUAAAUCAAGUUCAAUAAGUUACAUUUGCUACUUGGGAGGUUUAGUGCAAAUGAGAAUGUACAAAUAAACUUAAGAACAUGCUUAAAAGGACUCAAAAUAAUAGCAAAUUCCAAGCAAAAUCGAUACGAUCUUUGAUGGAUUACAGCAUCUCUAUAGAAAAAUAAAAACACGCUAACAUAGAAACACGCUCUAUAGAAAAAUAAAAACACGUCUCAUUUCCGAAGCAGGAAUCAAUCCUGCUAUUAUAUAUGAUAUCAACAAGUGUUAAUUGAUAAUGACUCUAAUUACCUUAUUCCGACAGCAUGUUGAAUAUGAAAAAAAUAUUAUUAGAUUGAAAGCAUUGGAUUAAACCACUGCAGCAGUUUCUAGCAAACAAAGUUGCCAAACCCCGGUCGGAGAGUAAAAACAUUUCCGCUGGUCCGGAUAAUCGGAUACAACGAUUGGGUUUCGUCACGCAACGAAAACAAAAAGCGCAAACGAACACUACGCUUAUAAAUCCGAUGGUUUUGCAUUUCUGCUCACAUUACAUUUGUUUCGACGAAACGACGCCAUGGAGUGCAAACAUCGUUGCAGUCGCACGCAGCUUGUUCUGGUCUUGCUGAUCCUAGGAUGGGCAAAGGGAAAGAACGUGGUUGAGAUCACGGAUUUCUGGCAGGACUGUGAAAACGGUAAGCCUAUGAUAUCGGUUGAUCUUACUGACCUUGAAAUGGGUGAAGACGAUGAAGGAAAUCCUACAUUAAUGGGAAAAUUCGUAUUCGAGGCAGAUUUCAACGAUCCAACUAAGAUGAUAGUUUCUUCCGAACGUCUGAGGCAGGGAACUUGGACCCCUGAUGCAAUAACACGUGACGUAGCCAAUAUGUGUCCGCUGAUAUUGGAAGAGAAUGAGGUUUGGUACGCAGUUUCUAGUCAGAUGAACCAGACAACAUGUCCAUUCAAGAAGGGGCACGUGGAGUCAUUCAGCAACGUCCUGGUGAAUAGCUACGGAGUUGACAUACCGCAUUCGUUUAUUGGCGACUGGCGAAUAUAUAUCGAGGUUACCACCGAAAGGGAAGACGGAGAGCACACCGAAUGCUUUCGGAUGGUGUUCACCAUCAAGGAAAUAUAGACGAAAUGGAAGAUAUAUUUGCUAUAGAGCUGUUAUUUAUAGUUCCAAAGUUUCGUUUAAAGUAUAAACAUAUUUCGACACGCAAAAACGACGAAUUCUCUGUUUUUUCUUUUAAAUUAUCGAAUUGUUGCUUUCACCGAAAAAAACCCUUUUCUGAACCCUUCCAAGCGGGCACCGCUCUCCCAGAUAGAACUUUCGGCAGUUUACUUUGAACUACUAAGUAGCAUGGCAGUUCAACAUGAACUGUUGUUCAGUGACAGGUCGAAGAUUAAAUUUCCGCAAAAAAAAGCUACGGAUUUCAUACAUUUCCUGUCUCUAUGUAAACCCAUCCGACAGAAAAAAAACAUAUCUGCACAUUCUGCUUUGCCGUCAG
This is a messenger RNA of Malaya genurostris, 2022 nucleotides long. RefSeq lists its product as uncharacterized. The record is from RefSeq and is a predicted model, not a curated record. The transcript is spliced from 4 exons. The coding region runs from base 1095 to 1649 and encodes 184 amino acids. Lineage: Eukaryota; Metazoa; Arthropoda; Insecta; Diptera; Culicidae.